AAACAUUAUCAGAAGGCCUGGGAUGAAGCCAAAGCAAAAAGCUAUGACCUGAGAGCUGAUGCCAUUCCCAUCAAACAAGCCAAGGCCUCCAGAGACAUUGCCAGUGAGUACAAGUACAAAGAAACCCACGAGAAGCAGAAAGGCCACUACAUCGGGUGCCCCAGCGCCAAGGAGGACCCCAAGCUGGCGUGGGCCGCGCGCGCCAUGGCCCUGCAGAACGACCGCCUCUACAAGAAGGCCUACAAUGAUUCCAAGACCCAGAUCCACAUCCCUGUGGAUGCCCUGUCAGUGCAGGCAGCCAAGGAGUGCCAGACCCUGGUCAGUGACGUUGACUACAGGCAGUACCUGCACCAGUGGACCUGCCUUCCUGACCAGAAUGAUGUGAUCCACGCGCGGCAGGCCUACGACCUCCAGAGCGACGCUGUGUACAAGUCAGACCUAGAGUGGCUCCGUGGAAUUGGCUGGUUGCCCAACGAUUCUCCAGAAAUUAAGAGGGUGAAGAAUGCCCAGGAUCUCCUGAGUGACAACGUGUAUCGGACCCCCAUUGACAGUGUGAAAUACACCAGUGUUGUGGAUUCCCCAGAUGUUGUUCUGGCCAAAACCAACGCUGAACAGAUCAGCAUUCCAAAAUAUAAAGAAGCCUGGGAAAAGGACAAGACUAUGAUCCACAUCAUGCCAGACACACCUGAAAUUAACCUAGCCAAGGCUAAUGCUGUUAAUUACAGCCAG
Cyanistes caeruleus (blue tit) is the source of this 729-nucleotide messenger RNA. Lineage: Eukaryota; Metazoa; Chordata; Aves; Passeriformes; Paridae. The record is from RefSeq and is a predicted model, not a curated record.